ACAGUAAUGUCUAAAUAGUUGAAUGGUUUACAUAGUUGAGAUACCUUACAGACAACCAAGACAAACUAGAAUUCACAUGAUGAGGCGUUAUUCAGAACAAGAUGAAAGUCGUGAAGUUAGUCACACGUUCCGUCAUCAUUCUCUUUCAUUAACAAGACGUUAUCACCGAUUUAAAAAUAGUUUAAUGAAUAUAACAACUCCAAUGCUUUUUACCAUCAUAUUCUGUCUUCUACUUUUCGUUCUUCUGGAUCAUAAGGAAGCAUCGAGGCGUGAAUCUGCAUGGUUAACUAAAGAUAAAGAUAUAAAAGAACAUCCUGAACAUAGAUGUGGAUACAACUUCUUAACAGACAGAGGACAGCCACAGCGCUGUAAUACCAGGUCAGAGAACUAUCAAGGGUUUCAGGGGUUUCAUCAUAUAAAUAUCAAAGGGAAUGCACACGCGUAA
This is a messenger RNA of Eurytemora carolleeae, 445 nucleotides long. RefSeq lists its product as uncharacterized. The record is from RefSeq and is a predicted model, not a curated record. The transcript is spliced from 4 exons. The coding region runs from base 23 to 445 and encodes 140 amino acids. Lineage: Eukaryota; Metazoa; Arthropoda; Copepoda; Calanoida; Temoridae.